Nannospalax galili (Upper Galilee mountains blind mole rat) is the source of this 1315-nucleotide messenger RNA. Its product is annotated as protein C19orf12 homolog. Lineage: Eukaryota; Metazoa; Chordata; Mammalia; Rodentia; Spalacidae. The transcript is spliced from 3 exons. The coding region runs from base 164 to 592 and encodes 142 amino acids. The record is from RefSeq and is a predicted model, not a curated record.
CAGGCUGGGGGCGAGUUGAUUCUGGUCAGCGCAUAAAUUAACUUGGGUUUCUCGGACAGUGCAGGCUUCUGCCGCCUCUCCCACUCCUAGUCCUGAGUAAAGGAACCUGCAAGUGCAGACCCAGAGCAAAGGGUGCUCAGGAGAACCUUCCAGGUCUACAGAGAUGCCCAUCACUGUGGAUGACAUCAUACAGCUGCUGUGCCUCAUUUCCCAGAACAGAAGAAUGGAGGCAGCCAAGAGGCACUCUAGGACCGGUGCUGUGGCCAAAACGGCACUGGGCUCCAUUUUUGGUGGUUUAGUUGCUGGCCCAGCAGGAGCAGUCUUUGGGGGUGCCAUUGUGGGCCUGCUAGGUUCCUGGAGUAUGCAUGAUGAGUUUAAGCCAGUUCCUCAGAUCCUAAUGGAGUUGCCCCCUGCCAAAAAACAGAAGCUCUUUAACCAAGCAAUGGCCAUCAUCAGGAACGUGAACAAGACAGACCCUGGAGUGCUGACUCUGCUGGUCAUGGACAGCAUUGUGGUGCAGCAGAAACUCCUGGCCAUGUUAGAGGCCUACAUCUUCAAUGAGCUGCAGGCUGACAUCCGCUACCGUGACUAGGCUGCUUCCCCUGGGGAGUGGGGCUUUGUUUAGGUGAUUCUGUGACUCUCAGAAGGUGACUGGAGAAUGAGGGAUAUCUGGCAGAUCCACCUGAAAAACCUGCACUGACUUGGAGUGGAGCAUCCCACUGGCACGUCCUACUGGAGUGUCCUGCGGAACGGCUCCAGCCAUGCUGUGUGGUGGCCCAGCAGUCAUUUGAGGCAAGUGUCUUGAACUGUGUGUGCUGCUGUGCACUGGCAGCCCUUUACUGGGUGCUGACAGAGGCUCUGGCCACCCCAGCUUCCCAAGUACCCCUAUCAGGUGGGGACCAAAGGAAGUCCCCCCAGUAUAAUGAUGGCUGACUACCCUGCAUGCUUCUCCCCAUCUGAAGACUGUGCCUCCCUCAGGUACCUCUCCCAGGACUGGACCCUUUACCCUCUAGGGUCUUGGAGCUCAGAGCCAGCUCUACUGAGGGUGCCCUUCCCUAUUCAGGGUCUUCCCAGUCAUCUCAUGGAGGCAGUGGUUGGUCCUGAGUGAAGUCACAGAUGACAGGCAGGCUCCCCACUCUGCCACUGGCUGCACCCCCAGGCUCUCUUGGGUAACUCUGGUUAAGCGUCUAAGGUCUUCUUCCCUCAUAUGAAAAAUCAUAGCAGUUCUUUAGUUUUUACUUUUAUUGUCAGUUCUGGUCUCGUUUAGCUUUCUACACACAGGUAGCCUAAGUUAAUCGUACUAAAAUAUAUAUAU